AUGUCCGCCUUGACCUGGCGACUUGCGCUCCGUUCAAAGCACAUUGUCCGACCCCUCAUCAGUAGCACUAGAUUAUUCCGACGAACCCUCAGCACCACCACUACCACCACCAGUGCCACCCAGCCCAAAGAAACAGCCAUGGACAAGAAACCCAGCCCCGACACCAAACCCGGCUCCAUCCUCGCCUGGGCCGACCAGAAAACCGGCGAAUUCAAACGCCAAACCAGCACCUUCCGAAACUUCAUCUCGCGCUCAGCCGGCGCCGAAUUCCCUCCCGAAGCAAACCGCUAUCACCUCUAUGUCUCGUACGCCUGCCCAUGGGCCCACCGCACGCUCAUUGUACGCGCACUCAAGGGCCUGCAAGACAUCAUCUCCUACUCGAGCGUGCACUGGCACAUGGGCCCAAAAGGCUGGCGCUUCGCCACCGCCGACGAAGUAGACAGCCUGCCCGGCCACACGAUCCCAGACCCAUGCCACACGGACACCACGCAUAUCCGCGACAUUUACUUUGCGCAGGACCCGGACUAUAGCGGGCGGUUUACCGUGCCCGUGCUAUUUGACAAGACGACGGGGCGGAUUGUGAGUAAUGAGAGUGCGGAGAUUAUUCGCAUGCUGUACGUCGAGUUUGAUGGGUUGGUUGGGGAGGCGUAUCGUGGGGUGGAGUUGUUGCCUGAGGGGUUGAAGGGGGAGAUUGAGGAGAUGAAUGGGUGGGUUUACGAGGGGGUUAAUAAUGGGGUUUAUAGAGCUGGUUUUGCUACCACACAAGAAGCCUACACCAAAGCCGUAACCCAACUCUUCGACUCCCUCGACCGUCUAGAAUCCCACCUCGCCUCCUCUUCAACCCCAUACUUGCUCUCGUCCCCGCACGUCACCGAGACGGACAUCCGCCUCUUUACAACGAUUAUCCGCUUCGACCCCGUCUAUGUCCAGCAUUUCAAAUGUAAUAUUCGUGAUAUCAGAUCGGGUUAUCCGUGUCUUCAUCGCUGGAUGAGACAUCUUUACUGGGACUACCCCGCCUUCAAAUCUACAACUCAAUUCGAGCACAUCAAGAAUCACUACACCAAGAGUCAUGGCCAGAUUAAUCCAUUUUCUAUUACGCCGCUCGGGCCCGUGCCGGAUGUUUUGCCAAAGGAGGACGAGGUGCCUGCUGUCAAGGCCGUGGUUGGGGGGAAGUGA
Messenger RNA from Plenodomus lingam JN3, 1176 nucleotides. RefSeq lists its product as uncharacterized. NCBI's taxonomy places the organism in Eukaryota, Fungi, Ascomycota, Dothideomycetes, Pleosporales, Leptosphaeriaceae. Gene Ontology annotation, cellular component: cytoplasm. The record is from RefSeq and is a predicted model, not a curated record. Gene Ontology annotation, molecular function: glutathione transferase activity.